Molecule: messenger RNA, 438 nt
Organism: Knipowitschia caucasica
Lineage: Eukaryota; Metazoa; Chordata; Actinopteri; Gobiiformes; Gobiidae
Source: the annotation of a GenBank genome assembly
AUGGUUCCGUUUGAGCUCCAGCUGGUCCCAGUCCGGAUCUUUAGAAACCCGUUCUCCUUGGACCCCCACAAACUGGUCCUGUGCGAGGCCAGAGAGAUGGACGGGACCCCAGCAUUGGGGAACAGAAGGCAGCAGUGUCUCCGUGUGAUGGAGGCCUCUGAGGACCACAAACCCUGGUUUGGCUUCGAACAAGAAUAUCUGCUGGAGACCCCCGAGGGACUGCCCCUGGGCUGGACCUCCCCCACACCCCCCCCUGUAGUUUCCACAGUGUCGUCUGCUGAGCUGGGGCUGGAUAAAGUCUUCGGUCGUGACGUCUGCGUGAGCCACUGCCGGGCCUGUCUGUACGCCGGGGUCAGGCUCACCGGGACCACCGCAGAAGGACUACCCUCUCAGGUACCACCACCACAGAGGGAAACGGAGGGGUGUUGUUUGGACUAG